AUGUCUCGCGAAGCCUAUCAAGUCCCUACGGCCCAGACAGGAUACGCCGGCGUAUCAGGCGUCGUCGAAGGAACCGCAGGCGAUGCCAUAUCUGUCGUCUAUGUCUGCGGUGACUGCAACUCGCGCGUUUCCAUGAAGCGAGGAGAUCAGAUCCGCUGCAAGGAAUGUGGACAUCGUGUGCUGUACAAAGAAAGGACGAAGAGAAUGGUACAAUUUCAGGCCCGAUGA
Paracoccidioides lutzii Pb01 is the source of this 228-nucleotide messenger RNA. Its product is annotated as metallothionein-I gene transcription activator. Gene Ontology annotation, molecular function: zinc ion binding; DNA-directed RNA polymerase activity; DNA binding. The record is from RefSeq and is a predicted model, not a curated record. The coding region runs from base 1 to 228 and encodes 75 amino acids. Gene Ontology annotation, biological process: DNA-templated transcription. Gene Ontology annotation, cellular component: RNA polymerase III complex; RNA polymerase II, core complex; RNA polymerase I complex. The transcript is spliced from 2 exons.